This is a messenger RNA of Phragmites australis (common reed), 1364 nucleotides long. Its product is annotated as NDR1/HIN1-like protein 6. The transcript has a single exon. The coding region runs from base 393 to 1199 and encodes 268 amino acids. The record is from RefSeq and is a predicted model, not a curated record. Lineage: Eukaryota; Viridiplantae; Streptophyta; Magnoliopsida; Poales; Poaceae. Gene Ontology annotation, cellular component: plasma membrane.
AGCCCCUGCCCGCACACGCGACGCGCAAUGGCACCGGUGGCGUUGGGGGCAGGUGGAGACUUCACGUCCCCGCCUCCCCCCUCUCCCGUCUCCUUCCCCCGACACGCGCACACAUAAACACCUCUGCCUUCGCCUACAAGCCUCCCCAGCAAGUCAACCACCUUUCCACCUCCUCGCGUGCGUCCCGCAGUGGCGUGACGCCGUGGUGCGCCUCCUAUAUAGACAGACGCGCGCGCGGGUCUCUGCAGCAAGAAACAGAGGGGGGACACGCACGCACGGCGCAGACAAGGCAAGCAAGGCGAGUGGAGCUUAGCGUGAUCUUGCUUCGCCUUUGCUUGUGUCGCGGAGAAGCAGCGGGUGGUGUACGUAGCUGCUGCGGUUGGAGUUUGGCCAUGGCGGAUCACCAGAGGAUCCACCCGGUGGACCUGGAGGCCGGGCGGAAGCCGUCGGCGCCGCUGGUGCCAGAGGGCUCGUUCCGGUCGGACAAGGGCGAUCCGGCGCAGCGCGCGGACCACCAACAGCGGCGAGGCUACGGCCAAGGCCACUUGCCGCCCCCGCCGCGCCGCGUCGCGCCGCCUGUGCCCCCGCUGCCACCGCCGAGGCGGCAUCGCCGGGGCUGCUGCUGCCGGUUCAUCUGCUGCAUAAUCGUGACCGUGGUCGUGCUCGCCGUGCUCGCCGCGGCGGCGGUCGGCGCGCUGUAUCUGGUGUUCGACCCCAAGGCGCCGAGGUACUCGGUGGACCGCCUCUCCGUGUCGGCGUUCCAGGUCGACCCGACGACCCUGACGGCGCGCGCGGGGUUCGACGUGACGGUGACGGCGACGAACCCGAACGCGCGCAUUGGCAUCUACUACGAGCCCGGGUCCAGCCUGGGCGUGUGGUACGAGUCCUACCGGCUGGCGCGGGGCGCGCUGCCGGCGUUCUACCAGGGCCACCGCAACACGACGGUGCUGGCCCUGGCCAUGGGCGGGGACGUGCAGCUCGGCAGCGCGGUGGUGACGGCGCUGCAGGACGCGCAGCGGACGGGCGCCGUGCCGCUGGUGUUCCGCGCCGACGUGCCGGUGCGGGUGGAGCUCGGCACCUUCAAGCUGUGGAAGGUGACGUCCAGGGUGCGGUGCGAUCUCGUCGUGGACAGGCUCAUGGACGUGAACAGCCCCAUCAAGAUCAAGGCCAGCAACUGCAAGUUCAGCUUGAAGCUGUGAAUUUGUGAUCGAUUCAUUGCUUUGUUCUCGAUUUCUUUGGGUUUGUUGGAUUCUUUUGGCCGAGUGCCUAUUUGCGCAGGUGCACUCGCGCGCCACCGUGUCGUGUUCAUCUCGUGUAUGUACAGGUGAUACUCCAGAGGAAUAAUAUGCACGACUAGAUCUUUA